Messenger RNA from Hemibagrus wyckioides, 3107 nucleotides. Its product is annotated as fibronectin type III domain-containing protein 7. The coding region runs from base 92 to 2548 and encodes 818 amino acids. Gene Ontology annotation, molecular function: protein binding. The record is from RefSeq and is a predicted model, not a curated record. The transcript has 14 exons. NCBI's taxonomy places the organism in Eukaryota, Metazoa, Chordata, Actinopteri, Siluriformes, Bagridae.
GACAAGAGUGAGAGCAGGAGAGCAGGAGAGCAGAAUAUAACACGGAUAAUCAACUCAGCUUCAUAGAAACCAGGCAGGAUUUUUGGAGAGAAUGAAACUCAGUGGUGUGACGCUGUCAGUGUUCUUACUUGGAAUGGCUGCACAGAAUGUUGUGCAAGGAGUUGAUCUACCCAUCAGCAUGUACACAGUCACCUCUAAAAGCGCAGUUCUGAGUUGGAGUAAAUACGCAGGCUCGUACUCGUACAGACUCACAGCAACACUCCGCAACUCUCCCAAUCAGUCAGUCUUUAGCACCUUCGGCCAGAACACCGUCAUGGGCUCUGUCGCCCCUCUGUACCCCAGCAGCGCUUACACUUUUAGGGUGGAGGCACUGGACAGCUCCAUGGGUGUGCUGGCUUCUGCCACUGUGGAUGGAUACACUGCUCCUGAUGUCCCCACCAUCAUGGCGGCAUCCUCCAAACAGAGCCAAAGCAUCACAGUGGAGUUCACACAAGUCUCAGGUGCCUCCUCGUACAUCCUGAGGACAGAGACCAGCAACGGCUCCUUCAUGUCCGAGACGCCGGUGCAAGGCUCUCCGGGGACGGUGUCGGGCUUGCAGCCGUACACCGAUUACACUCUGAGUGUCAUGUCCGUCAACAGUGGAGGAAAGAGCCAACCUUCGACCUCAGUCCAAGCAAAGACAGUUUUGAACGCUCCUCUGCUAAACAGCAGCUCACCCAGUAACAGCAGCAUUGUGGUGAUCUGGGCUCCAGUUCCAUAUGCCGUACUCUACAGCGUCAGCAUUAUACGUGACGGUUCGUACCAACAGAGUCGCCUCAACACCAGUAACACCAGUGUGACCUUCAGCAGCCUGGAGGCUGGCACUAACUACUGUAUCAAAGCUAAUGCCUGGAGUUCGCUAAGCGUGCCCGGGGACGACUUCACUGUCUGCCAGAUCACCCGUCCUCGUACUCCACAGUUGAUUGCACUGGUGACCACGUCAGUGAACGAUGUUGUGGGUCUGUUGGUGUCCUGGAAUCCUGCUCAGGGAGCCAGUCGGUACGAAGCCGUGAGUUCGGCUGGACUCAACUGCUCCUCUGCUUCGACUUCUUGUACUCUGAGUCCCCUAAGCUGUGGACAGAUCCAGUAUAUCACUGUUACUGCCUUCAACCGAGCCGGACCGAGCCAGUCCUCAGAGCCGCAGCGUUACGUUUCAUUCCCGUGUCCUCCAGAGCUUGUCCGUGUGGAUGACAUUGGAAACGGUAACUGCUCCCUGUCCUGGAACUCUGUGUCCUAUGCAGAGUAUUACACGGCUUUCAGCAAGCGAGACGAUGGAAUCGAAGAGAUGUGCAACUCCACGGGCACUUCCUGUAACUUCAGCUGCCACUGCGGCUACUCGUUUAUCAUGAGUGUGUUUGCUAACAACCAAGCUGGAGCCAGUCCUCCAGGACGCAUCCUAAAUCAAACUUCCUUGCCAUGCUGUCCUGAGAACGUGUCCGUGACGGAAAUUUCCUGGGAGUCUCUGAUGAUCGUGUGGACGGCAGUUCGAGGGGCAGAAUUGUAUGAGAUACAGGCCACAGACCCAUCCAACUACACUGUGCUGUGUAAUGACACUUCACCCAUGUGUGUGCUCUCUGAUCUCAACUGCAAUACCUGGUACAGCGUUCUCGUUUCGCCCUGUAAUGAAGCCCGGGGAUGUAAUCGCUCCUGCAGACCACGCUUGACUGAAACAACUCCCUGUAUGCCUGAGGGAGUGAGCGUGAUUCCGACUAACUCCUCCUCUGUCAGCAUCACCUGGACAGCCACUAACAAAGCUGCCAACUAUACAGUCACUGUGAUUGGAUCAACAGACGGCCCCUUCACCUGUCAGUCAAGGGCAACAUCCUGUCAGGUGAACAGAUUAUCUUGUGGUUCCUCCUAUCAGGUCACCUCCAUUGCCUCCACCGCCGCUGGACUGAGCAUGCCCAGUUACAGCGUAUCCUUCCAGACAGCUCCAUGCUGUCCAGCCACAUUAAAUGUCACUCAGGUGACCCAGGCCAUGAGUAACGUCACCUGGUCAGCUGCUCAGGGAGCUCAGUCUUUUAUGGUAUCAUUGACUUCGUCACGAGGCAAUGCCACGUGUCACACUACGCAGACCAAGUGCCUGAUGGGAUGCAUCACUUGCGGAACAAACUACACCGUCUCGCUACAGGCCACCAGCUCCAAGGGAAACAAGUCAUUGUGCAUGUACCACGGCUUCUCCACCAGUGAGUGCUGCCCUUCAAGAAUCCGUCUGUACACCCGUGGCAAUAACACACUGCGUGUCUCCUGGGGGUCAUCGACCUCCCUCGGUAACUUCACAGCCCAGGUGACAGGCGGAGGCCGGGUCUAUGCCUGCAGCCCUGCACCGGGACAAAGCAUAUGUGAUGUGUCGGAGGUUAUGUGCGGUGACGUGUACACAGUCAUGGUGGCGCCCAUAAACCCAGAUGGAACCGUGGUGCCCUUCUGUCCCAGUAGGAUGUACUCCGUUUAUUGCUCUGGCAGUGGAGUCGGAAUGGUACUCUAUCGAGGCAAGAGAAGUCUGGAUUAGCAAAUGAUUCAUUUGACAAAGACCACAUCUGCACUCUUCUGCAUAACAUCGCAUCCUCAACCCCACAUUAACAACUCAUACUCACACACGAUCCUCUCAUCAUAUCCCAGAGAUCCGGUAAUUAGGAUUUACGUAUAUAGAUUAGUAUUUGUGCCUUAAUGCUAGAGUGUAUUUAAAAACAAUAAAAAGCCAUUAAAUGCAUGUAUUCAAAAGUAACCCAGCUACACAAAAACAAGUGAAAUCAGUGUAUUAAUGUUAUGUAUGUAAUGUUUAUGUGGUUGUUGGGCAAUAUGAACUUAGCUUGAAAAUCGUAUUUUCUUUACUGAUGUUGGUAGAAAAAUGUACCGGAUUUGCAUAUGAUUCAGGUAUCCCUACAAUGUUCUCAGGGUAAUGGCCAUUUUUUUCUUUGUUCUAUAAGUUCCAGAAAUAUUCGAUUGUUUAUAGAGAAACAGAGCAAAACUAAAAAAAAAGAUCCAACUAAUAAGAAAAAUGCAUAUCAAUUUACAAACUAAUUCAUUUAAAAUUUUUAUUAAUUUAAAUUUCCUGUGACCUUUAAAGG